CAUCGCGUGCUGUCUUUGCGCGGUGCGCACUGGACUCUCGCGCUCGCUGGGUAGAUAGUCGGACGUUCAGAGAGACUGGACUACUCAUAGGAACUCUGGAUAUACUGAAAAAAUAUUCUAUGUAGAUUACCGCGUGGCACGACUAAAUGUAUGCAGAACAGUCUCUAGCGAAAAGACAGCCGCUACCUAUAAUUAUUUGAAUCUACGUGGAUCAUGUCUCCAACCGACGUCCUGUACCCCGGUUGCCAUAACUCUGAAUUCCAUGGCUCUGUGAGAGACAGCACACACAACGACCAGUAGCUUACUGGGCUCAUGGAGGACCACCUUCCUCCUGGACUGCUGGAGGCCUGUAUCGUCGUGGGUGUAGCCACUGAAAAACUCAAGGAGGCAUGUCAGAGAUACCAACAAGGGAACGACGCGGAGCUGCCAGUGGUGGAGGCGGAGGUUCUGCAGGUCCAUGCGCCUCCUUUUGAAACUCGUAAAGGGAGAGCUGCAGAUGGCGGGGGCCAAGUGGCGUUCAGUCGAGUUCAGCGAAGACGCUCUUUUAUCAAGAAGAAGGAGAGAACUGCCGCUGCGUUUCCAGGGGAAUCCCGUCCUGCUGGAGAGGAGGACGCGGCGCCAGACAUCAGCGUGCCAAAAGACAUCGACCUUGUAGGCCUGCCCCAGCUCUGUUUUCCUGGAGGUUUGAGCCUUUGGACUGAACCCAAAGAGGCCUGCUUUCACUUCCUUGUGUUCACUGAUGUUUUUGGAAACCAGACACAUGGAGUAGUUCUGCAGUACUGUAGGCCAGUACAGGCGUUUCCAGAGACUUCUCUGCAGCAGAAUGGACACUGGUCUCGGGCCUCUCGACUCUACUCAGACUAUGGCAUUUGCGUCAUAUCAAAGUAUCCCUAUUACACCGCUUUGAGGGAUUGCCUGUCAUGUCUUCUGAGUCAGUUGAAGCACUGUCGGAUAACAGACUUGGAUCAACGAGUCAAGGAAUUCUCUGCCAAGCUUGCACUAGUACCCAUUCCUCCCCCUGGAGAUCUUCAUGUGGUGUUCAACCUCAGUCCACUGCUCAUCGUACUUCCUUCCAGAGAGGAUAAGUACCACCCGGUGGUGGAUCUCAACCUCCACCUGCCCUUCCUAUGCUUUCAAACAAGGGAACUCUUGCAGAUCAUCACGGCCAUCCUGGCGGAGCGGCGCAUUGUGUUCUUCUCGGCCGACUGGGCACGGCUGACGCUGACAGCUGAGUGCUUCAUGCUCUUCAUCCACCCGCUCCACUGGCAGCACCCGCUGGUGCCCGCGCUCUCCCACCAGAUGCUGGACUUCGUCAUGGCACCCACCGCAUUCCUCAUGGGCUGCCACCUCAGCCACUUUGAGGAGGUGUCUGUGGAAACAGAUGACCUGAUUUUAAUCAACAUUGAUGAUGGGACGGUGUCGUCCUCCAGUUCUGAACUCACUGACCUUCCAUCUGUGCCAUCAGCCGCCGCUGAGUGCUUCAAAACAAGGAGGAGAGGCCUCCAGCUGCACUAUGACCUGGAUGUGAGUCAACAGGGCAGCAGCACCAACAUCAACGACCUGCGGGCCCAGAGACGCACCUGGCAGCAGCGUCUCAACAUGGAGAUCCAGAACGUCAUGCUGGAGCUCAUCCUCAACAUAUUUAGGGAUGUGGCUGAUCACCUGAACUUUGAGCACAGAGUCUUUAACAGUCAGGAGUUCCUGAAAUCACAGGAUCCUUCUGACCAGCCGUUUUAUAAAGAGGUGUUGGAGAGCCAUAUUUUCCACUCCUUCCUAAAAGACCGGCUCAACCAGAAGAUGGAUGCUUAUACACGUAUGGAGCAGAGCAUUCCCUCAGAAACUCAGAAAAUGAAAGUCACGAUUGACAAUAUUCGGCGGCCCACAAUGAAGGACAUGGUGCGUCGCAGCAACAGCUCAGAGAACUGUGCCAACAGGAGACUGGGCACCAGCCUGCCUAAUCUCAGGGAGGUCAACCAGCGAAGCAUCCCCCGACAAACCUCACUGAUCGAGACACCCCUGAAGAGCCGCCAAAAGCACAUCAAGCAAUUCAAGCUGCCAGACUUCCAUCCUCACCUGUCCCAUCAGUAUGUGCAGGACUAUUACGCUGACCUGAUAGGGCUCUUGGGCAAAGCCAUCUCCUUCGCCCCCCGUGAGAACUCCUACCUGCUGGCUCGCUACUACUACCUGCGCGGGGUGGUGAACACCAUGUGCGGUCGCAGGCUGGACGCCCUGAGUGACUUCCAGAAGCUCAACCACACAGACGUGGAGAUCUUCCCUGCCGAGCUGGUCAGGGCACUGGUGGACUCCCUGCAGCACGAGGAGCAGGCACAGGUAGACCGGCGUCCGGAGCUGAAGCGCCUUGUCUACAGGGUGAAGAGCAGUGAGCCGCCUGCGGACGACACAGUCCAGAUCACUAAUGACCUCGUCAGGAAAUUUGAAAUGCCCAAGGCGCCCAUGCCACUGGAGGACUUUGUCACGCGAGUUCAGCAGUCGGGCAUCGUCAGAGACGUUGGCACAAUCCAUCGUCUUUUUGAUGCCCUAAGUGUUGGGUCUCGAAAAGAGGUGGACCCAGACGUGUUUCGCGUGUUCUACACCUUUUGGAAGGAGACUGAAGCCGAGGCCCAGGACGUGAACCUGCCGGCUGAAGUGAUGGAGCAGCUGGACCACAGCGAGUGCGUGUACAAGCUCUCCUGCUCCGUGAAGACCAGCUGUGGUGUGGGCAAGAUCGCCAUGACACAGAAGAGGCUCUUCCUUCUUCCCGAUGGACGUAGAGGAUUUGUGGACAUCACAAAGUUCAGAGAUAUAGUGGAGGUGAAAACCUCUUCAGCCCAGUUCCUGCUUUUGCGUAUCCCUUCGCUGAGGAUUAAGAGCUGCAUGAAAAAGGAGAUAUUUGAGGCCAACCUGAAGUCCGAGUGUGACCUGUGGAGUCUGAUGAUCAAAGAGUUGUGGGCCGGAAGGAAGAUGGCCGACGAUCACAAGGAUCCACAGCACGUGCAGCAGGCUCUCACCAAUGUUCUUCUCAUGGACACUGUGGCAGGAUGUCUACCGCCGCAAAAAGCCAUAUCAGCUGCUUCGAAACUGGCCUACUAUGACCGGAUGCGACAGGAGGUGCCAACACCUGUUCCAAAGAGCACCUCAGAGACUCUGAAGCAUCGUAUUAACCCCUCACUCCAUCUGCCCACACAGCAAACCGUGGACGUCUUGCUCUAUACUCCAGGUCAGCUGGGGAAGUGUGAUGUGGAGGGAGAUGGCAACCCCAGGCUGUGGUGCGCCCUGGGCCACGGUAGAGUAGUGGUGUUCGAUGCCGCCAGCUGGUCUGCCAAGCACAACUGCAUUCAAGUGGGACUGAUGCCUCUGAGCUGCAUGCUGGGGCUGGACCAGGAGCAGGUGUGGAUCGGCUCCAAAGACUCCACCAUUUACAUCAUCAACACGCGAAGCAUGUCCUGCCAUAAACAGCUGACCGAACACAGGAGCGAGGUCACCGAUCUUGCCAUGGAGGACAGACAGGACACGUACAGUCAGACCCUGGCCUACUCGUGCAGUGUGGAUGGCCUGGUGAUCGUCUGGGACGUCUCCAGCCUGAAGCUGAGGAGGCAGUUCCACCUGAGCUGCGGCAAGCUCACCUCCAUGCAGCUCUACAACAGAACACUUUGGUGCUGUGCCCAUGACUGUAUCAUGGAGGUGCGCAAGACUGGAGUGGUACAGCGGAGGAUUUGCAUGCAGCCGGAUGCUUCACACCCUCCGUCGCAUUUCAACGGCUUUAUGGUUUACUUAGAGAGGGACCAGAUUUGGACCAGCUGUGUGGAUUCAUCUGAGCUGUGUGUGUGGCACUGUGACAACCUGCAGAAGCCAGCACAAAGGAUACAGCUACCGGACAGUUCUGGAGUCAGCUGCAUGCUCCGGGUCAAAAAUCAGAUCUGGGUUGGCUGCCGGGCCUCCUUGGAGAAGGAUAGUCACAGUCAGGCGGUUGGGAAGAUCUUUGUGGUGGACGUGGCCCGGGCCGUGGUGGAGAAGGAGCUGCUGGCCCACACGGACAGCGUGCGGGCGCUCUGCUCGGCCGAGGACCGCUAUGUCCUGAGUGGCUCAGCCAACCUGGAUGGCAAGAUCGCCAUUUGGAAAGUCGAGUAGAGCAAAGGACUCACGGACAGCGGGGAAAAACAUAAUCGCACAAGGGUGUCACUGUCACACAGGAUUAUGUUGUUAAGGUGACUGGAAACAGCCCCACAGUACACUUUUCUAAUUUUUAAUUUUUAUUUUUUCAAAUCAUUCUGGGCGCCCCACCUCUACAGCCUCUACAGUUUCUCGUUUGUAAACAAUCUCUGGCUGCGCAUCCCUGGCUGUGCACUUUUCAAUCUCUGAUUGUUGGAAACUGCUGUCACUCAAAAAAUGCACUCACAUGGUUGGCUGCUUAGCAUCUUGCCCCUCCUCAUGGCGUGAAUGUUUGUAAACGGGAAACCUAUCUAUGAGACGGCAAAAUCGGCUUUUGGAAAGUUGAGUAGAGGGACUCACAGGCUACAGGUGGCUGAGCCAAUCAUUUGCAUCUUUAAUGCACAUUCAUCAGAGUUGAUAGCAAGAUCACCAUUGGUCUUAUGUCAUCUUCUUGCACACCUCCUUUGGCAGGUGCACUGGGGGAGAUACCUGGGAUCACCAAUGAUUGAAAGCAAAAAAAGCUCCUGCAAAUGAGGACAGUGGGUGGGAGCUUUUUUAGUUUUCUAAAGAUCAACAUUUGGAAAGUUGAGUAUACAGUAGGACACUUGGAAAAAAAAAUAGUACAUCCUCCACGCUACUGUCCUUCAUGGUGCUUGUUGUGUUAAGCCAGUUUCACAUCAGAGCGUGGCGUGGUAGCAGCGAGAAGACGGCGGUCUUUCUGCCGAAUCUCUGUCGGUUUGUCUCUACUCAGCCUUUCACUCUGACCGCGUUGGUGUACACGGCCAGUCCUGUUCAAAACCCACGCCCCCUUCCCCACUUUGUUGCUUUGCCAUUCAUUGCAACGAGACACUGACGGCCGCUGCCGUCAAAAUUCCGCUCGAGUUAGAUUUUACAAAUGCAGCAUGGCACUGAGACGUCUCCUACACUGCUAUCGCCCGACUACCGCUGUGUUGGUGUGGAAGGACCGAUCUGUUUCCAUGCAUUUUCGCCGGAGCUUCCAUCGCACCGACGGCGGCCGUUCUGGUGCGAAAAGGCCCCAAGAGGAGAUGAUGAUUCUCAGCUUUUAAACAAGACCUAUAAUGUGUCUUUAGGUCUAACUCAAAAUUGUAUGUGAAUGUCCAUUUUUUUAAACUUUUCAAUGGAUUUCAAUGGCUACAAUCCCAGGUGACCCACCACCAGCAGCGGUAGAUCACCACCAGCAGCGGUAGAUCAAAGAGAUUUCGAGGAUGUGACGUCAAGUGCAACCCAGAAAUUGCUAUGGAGCUUGUAAUUUAAUACCCUGUAAGUCUAAAAAGGCCACAGAGUGUAGAAUGCUUUAGUCAAGAGCUCAAGAGCUUUUUAUUGUCAUUGACAAAUAAAUUUGACAACGAAAUUGUGUUUGGAAUACACUGUACACGUACUCCAGGCCGCAGCA
Molecule: messenger RNA, 5563 nt
Organism: Engraulis encrasicolus (European anchovy)
Lineage: Eukaryota; Metazoa; Chordata; Actinopteri; Clupeiformes; Engraulidae
Gene: dennd3b
Product: DENN/MADD domain containing 3b
Exons: 25
Coding region: 313-4128 (1271 amino acids)
Biological process (GO): regulation of Rab protein signal transduction
Cellular component (GO): cytoplasmic vesicle
Molecular function (GO): protein binding
Source: RefSeq, a predicted model, not a curated record